AUGGUUUCCGUACUAUCGAUCUACAAGCAAAGGCUAAGGACCAAUCCCAAGCUGACAAAUGCCCUGAUGACGGGCUUUCUGUUCGGUUCUGGGGAUUUCAUUGCGCAAGUGUUCUUCCCAGAUGCUCAAGGCGAGAAGGUGAAGACGUUUGGUUUCGACUACGACAUCAACCGCACACUGAGAGGCGUUGUAUACGGGUCCUGUGUGUUUUCAUUCAUUGGCGAUAAGUGGUAUAAGAUUCUGGCAAGGAUUCAUCUGCCUGGCGACUCCAGAUAUGCCAUUGUGAACAAGACGAAAGAUGCCAUUGCCAGGACGGCUGUUGAUCAGCUUGUGUGGGCUCCUGUUGGAAUCCCUCUGUACUACUUUGUGAUGUCUGUACUUGAGGCGAGACCUGUUGAAGAGACCAGGCAGAAGCUGGAGGAGAACUGGUGGCCUACGUUGAAAGCCAAUUGGAUGGUUUGGCCUGCUUUCCAGCUGGUCAACUUGGGCUUUGUCCCUGUUCAGCAUCAGCUCUUGGGGGUGAAUCUCAUCAGCAUUGCGUGGAAUACGUAUCUGAGCCUGAGGAAUUCCAGAAAUUUGGAGCGUAACAUGGUCCAUUACCCACCUGUUCCGGAAUGA
Williopsis jadinii is the source of this 618-nucleotide messenger RNA. It is a transcript of the gene SYM1, whose product is annotated as ethanol metabolism protein. The transcript has a single exon. NCBI's taxonomy places the organism in Eukaryota, Fungi, Ascomycota, Saccharomycetes, Phaffomycetales, Wickerhamomycetaceae. Gene Ontology annotation, cellular component: mitochondrion; membrane; cytoplasm. Bases 1 to 618 code for a protein of 205 amino acids. The record is from RefSeq and is a predicted model, not a curated record.